UUAGUAAUGAUGGCAAAACAAAUUACGACAGUAUUAAUAGACUUGAGCGGAACAUUGCAUAUCGAUAACACAGUGAUUCCAGGCGCUGUGCAAGCGUUAAGCAGAUUACGAAAUGCAAAUAUGUCAAUCAAAUUUGUCACCAACACCACCAAAGAGUCAAAUAAUUGCUUAUACGAGCGUCUGAUAAAACUAGGAUUUGACUUGCGGAAGGAAGAAAUAUUCAGUUCACUAGCUGCAGCUAGGAAACUAAUUGUCUCACAGCAGUUGAAGCCAAUGCUAUUAAUUGAUCCAGCAGCAAUGGAAGAUUUUCAAGAUUUAGUAACGAACGAGACACCUAAUGCAGUAGUAGUUGGUUUAGCACCGAGCAAAUUCAAUUACGAAGAAUUAAACAAAGCGUUUAGAUUGCUGUUGGAUGGCGCAUUACUCAUAGCUAUUCACGAAGGACGAUAUUACAAACGUCCUGACGGUCUAGCUCUAGGUCCUGGUGCAUUCAUCAAAGGCUUAGAAUAUUCCAGCAAUGUGAAAGCAGAAGUUGUUGGUAAACCGACCAAAGAAUUUUUCAAAGCAGCUCUAGGUGAUGUAGAUCCAGCACAGGCUGUAAUGAUUGGAGAUGAUAUAAAGGACGACGUAGCUGGUGCGCAGGCAGCUGGAAUCAGAAGUAUACUGGUACAAACUGGCAAAUAUAGAGCUGGCGAUGAGAAUAUGAUUACUCCGAGACCGGUAAAAGUAUGUACUUCUUUUGUACAAGCCGUUGAAAGUAUUCUCGAUGAAAUUAUUUGAAGAAUUGUGGUUGACAAAAUCACUGAACAAGUAGUAAUUAAAUUUUUUAUUCAAACAUUGCUGCAUAGACAAUGCAAAAUCUUUUCUAUAGUAAAUUAUAUAUUUUAUUUAAAUACUGAUUAUUUUUUAUAAUGUACAUAGUCUGGAGUGUGAGAUACUGUUGUAAAAUAGAUGAUAAAUACAAAUAGUAGAAAUUAACGCCAAUCCUUUCCUGAUAUGGAGAUUUUAUAUAUUGUUCUGCCUUAAUUGAUAUUAUUUCCAAUUAAUCGAGGUAAUAUCAAUGAUAGUGUAUUACAAAGGUAAUCAGAUAAUCAUGAAAGUAUUAUUAUUCGAGGAGGAUAGAAAUAUCGUCUCGUUGCACGCUGGUAGAAAACUGUAGAAAAUUUGACUUGUUUAGUUUGACAUUGGAAGGUUUAAUAUCUCACGUCAAAACGGUAAGACCUAUUGUACAAAGCAAUGACGACAAUUCAAUUUUUUUCUAGAGACGAUAUUAUAGUCUAAUCUCGUGCUAAAAAAUUAUAAAUUUAAUAAAUCUUUCGUUACUACAUAGCUUACAUCAUAAGUAGUACCACUGUAGGACCUGCGCUUUAAUAAUGAAGCAGGUUUACAGAAACGAAAUGCUUUCCAUCAAAAAAGUAUGGUGCACUGCGAGUAUUGUUUUCAGUAUAAAAUUUGGCACCAAUUUUACUAAUCCUUUUUCUACAGGUCACAAACACUGUAUUAUUCACAAUUCUCAAUGUAACGUCGAAGCAAAAGAUGAAAUUGAUAUUUUGAUUUUUUACACUAUUAACUCUUAACAUUAAUACUUCAAUUUUCUGUGCAUAAGUAACAUGACUGAAUUUAUCAUCCUUAAUGGCAUUCAUUGUUGCCUGCUACAAAAGAAACGAACAUGAUAAGAACUCAUGAUGAUAGUAUGGUAACAGCUUUUUUCUGAUUUUUAUAAUGUCAACAAUAAUGUAAAAAAGAAGCGAUGAUGAUAGUCAUCUCGUAACUAUGGGCUGUUUUAAAUAUCAAUACAAGUUAUAUCAAUAUAAGUAAUAUCAAUACAAGUUGAAAUGCCCCUGUAACUUAUGAUCUAUGAUCAGGCACGUCUUGAUUAUUCACAUGGUAACGAAUUUCUAAAGUGAAUAAUCUGUUCUUUCAAACAAAACGAAAAAAAUUAAACGGCAGACUGAUUAUUCUCGAUUUAUACAAGAAAUACAAUUGUAUAAAGAACACUAAUAUGUAUAGCAUUCUCAGAGAACUAUGCAAUGAACUGAAUGAUUCAUUAGUUACGGAGAAUCAUUGUAUAUCAACAUAUAUAUAUAAGUAAUAAAUAAUUUAAAUAAUUAUAAAUCGAAGACAAUUUAUUUACAAUUCUUACUUUUCGCAAUACGUCAUGUUGAGAGUUUAAAAAAUAACUAUAUUUUUAUAUUCUUUUUUACGAUUUCAUUUACAUUUGGUUCAAAAUUAUUUUAAAAUUUUAUAACGAUUUAAAAAAUAUAAGUUCACUGCACAAUUUCUUUUGCGACAACUCGUAUAAAGAUAACAAAUAAGGCUAUCUUAACUAGAAUAAUACAUUUUUCUGUCAGCCACGCAUAUAUCCUCGUUGAGUCAAGAGAAGUUUCUUUACGAAUGGCUUAAUGAUACAUAUUUUAAUGCGAAACGGAAAUAAGUAAUAGCAAAAAUAAUUUCUAACAUGUGUAAAGCAUGACCAAACUUAUCAACUCAAGUAUGAUAAUGGAUAAAAUUGCAAUUUACAUUACUUAGUAUUUUAAAAUGACAAUGAUACAUUUACAUUUACAAAAACAAAAAUUGUGUGCUUCUAUACACUCACAAUUUAAUAACACAAAUGUUAUUAUACUUCACAGACCAUAUUAAUAAAAAUUGGUACAAUUUUUUCUCGACUUAACUGUUUGCAGCAAUAGCAAAUAUUGUUAGCUUUGAAUUGUUUGCAUGAUGAGAUUUGUUAAAUUUUUAUUCAUAUGGCCUACUAUUAAUGGACAUUAUUCACAGUCGUGUUCAUGUGUACACACAUACACACACACGUGCGCGCGCGUAUAUUUUUCUAGAUUCUAUAAGCUAUAUAUAUAUAUAUAUUAUAC
Linepithema humile (Argentine ant) is the source of this 2864-nucleotide messenger RNA. RefSeq names its product haloacid dehalogenase-like hydrolase domain-containing protein 2. The record is from RefSeq and is a predicted model, not a curated record. Gene Ontology annotation, biological process: dephosphorylation. Lineage: Eukaryota; Metazoa; Arthropoda; Insecta; Hymenoptera; Formicidae. Gene Ontology annotation, molecular function: phosphatase activity.